CCUGUUGCAAGCAAUGAGGACACCCUGGUAUUUACUGUAUAUUAUUUCAGCAGUGUUACAUGUACUCAUGAAUGUUGGAUUGCUGAAGAGCUGGGGGGUAGGACCUCACCUCCCUGCAGCCAGCUCAAGAGGGGUCAGGGUGUAGAGGGGACAUGAGUUUCUCAAAGUUGCAUGGCAGUGAUGCUAGGAGGUCAAGCUGGCAGGAGUACCUGGCAUUCCAAACAGCCCUUUUCAUGCCUAGGUACAUAGAUACAGGUAACAGGGAUAAGUAGGGCAGGGUAUAAGAUGCCUUGUGCCCUUGGGUACAGGGUGAGAACCUAACUAGGGUAUCAAGAAAGCUGCUUAAAACUUGUCUCUCCAAACUGAUGGCCAAGCACCAAACUCAAAGUCCCACUGUCUGCUGAGGAGCAUGAAAGCUGUGCCCACACCAGGGUCAUAGUGUCUGUACAGAUGAACCUUUCUCCCAGAUCAUGCAGCCUACCCAGGCAGAGACAUCACCCAUGGGGAUCACAAGGGAAAGCAGAAACCAGCACAACCCACCUGCUUCAACCAAGCAUCUUCACUGCAGAUUUCAUCCUUCUCUUAGAGGAAAUGAAAAGCAAAAAGCCAUUCUUCCCCUUUUGAGAAACAACCAAAUAUCUGAGUUCUGAUUUCCCAUCAGGGAAUAUUUUAGAGUGAUUCAAGGGCAAGUAUGAAUAUACAAAAUAAGAACCACUCUGUUUCUGGUAGAACAGUAGGAAAAAGCAUGGAAGUGCAACAGAGAAGAAAGUCUAAGCAACCUUUUUGUUGUUGUUGUGGGAGAUGGUAGUGAGCAAACCUACCCACUACGAAGAGCUUUUUCCAGGAAGUGUAGGUUGCUGUACCCUGUAUCCCCUGAGCAGCAGGUGUUCACACAACAGUUCUCAUGCUACUUGCAAGCAGCACAUUUGGAGGAGCCCCAGCAACCUGCACAGAGGAUGAACAAACCCUAUGGCCCUGAGGCACCCCGUCCCAUCGGCAGCACAUCUCCUGGCAUCAUGAAAUUGUUCAUGGGCUUCCUCAUUGUAUUUAUUGUAGUGCAGACCAUUGGGACCGUGCUCUUCUGUUUGUAUCUUCACAUGAAGAUGGAUAAGAUGGAAGAGGUGUUGAGCUUAAAUGAAGAUUACAUUUUCCUGAAGAAAGUACAGAAGUGUCAGACAGAAGAAGGUCAGAAGUUGACAUUAUUGGACUGUGAAAAGAUUAUAAAGGGCUUCCAGAACAUCCAGUGCAAGGACAGACUCCUCAAGGAGCAGCCCAAGUUUGAAAUGCAGAGAGGUCCCGAGUACCGUGAGCAUCCCCAUUUGACGCACAAGAAUGAGACAUCUGUGGCAGCAGAGAAGAGGGAGCCAAUUGCAGUUCACCUGGCAGGUCAGCAGAGCAACAAGGCAGGCUCAGUGCUGGAGUGGAAGGAGACCAUGUAUGGCCCCACAAACAGCUUGAUAUCCAACAAGGAGGGGAAACUGAAGGUGGAGGAAGCAGGGCUCUACUACAUCUACUCCCAAGUCAGCUUCUGCACCAGGAAAGUGUCUUUGGCACCCUUCACCCUCUAUAUUUAUUUGCAUAUCCCCAAGGAAGAGGACCGGCUCUUGCUGAAAGGACUAAAGACACAGAGCACCUUGAAGACCCUCUGUGAACUCCAGUCCAUCCGUGUGGGAGGUGUCUUCAACCUCCAGGAAGAUGACAUGGUCUUUGUCAAUGUGACAGACUCCACAAAAGUGAAGUAUAGCCAUGGCAACACCUACUUUGGCAUCUUCAAGCUGUAGUGAGAAGAGAGCUGUCCUGAGCUGGAAAUCCAGCCCAACUUUGUUGAGCAAAGUGCCUUUCCCUUUUUCCCUUAUUUAUGUUCCUCUGCCUCUCUGUUUUUCUUGUUUCUUAAUUUGUAUAUUUGUUAUUUAUUAAUGAGGUCAAAGGGGCCCUGAGAACACAAAUGGAACAAAGUUUGAAGCUGUUAUUGUUUGCUCUCAGAUUUUUUCUUUUGCAGCCAGUGAUUUGGUACACACUGGUGUUGUGUGUCUAGGUCCACCACACCCCACAUUACUGGCAGGAUCAAUGUCCUUGUUAUGUCACAAGAGCUUUGUUUACCAAACUCUACCAUCAAUGUUUCUUUCCUAGGAAUGUAGGAUGGCUCAAGGCACUUCAGCCAAGCUGGGUUCAUACAUAUCUCCAGAAUCAAUCUGCUUACAAACAUCAAUGGAAAAACAUAAAAAGGCUUAGGAACAUCUCCUCUAAAGGAAUCAGUAAGCCCAUCACUGUCUUUAUAUGGUAGCUGCUGGUAAGGCAAUGUUGCCACCCCAACUGUCUGCUGUAUCUGGAGAACCCCCUUUUUUCCAUUCAUGCCUGUCAGUGAAAAUCAACCAACUUCCUGAGUGCUAUUGCCUUGGCUGGGUUCAUACUUGGUAACAAUCUCUCUGCACCAGAAGAGUAAGUGGUGGCUGAGGGAGGACUGCAGAUUUCAAGACAGAGAGAAGGUAGGGCACUAGUGGUGGUCUGCUCUUGGUGACUUGAAUCUAGUCACCAGACCGUCCUCGUGCCUCUGCAGGCAGAGGAACCUUUGCCUGUGGACAGUUUCAUGCCCCUAUGGAAGGGGCAUUGGGCACCACCAUGAAAAUUGGAGCUGCAUCUUAUCCUGAGACCCCUCCUACACAAGAAGGAGGACCAGGAAAGCACAGGGGUGGCAGGACCAUCUGCUUCUUCCCUCCAAGGUACAUGUGCAGAGCAUCUUCUGGCUCUCCUCAGUGAGGAUGUGUCCACAGUGGCACUUUUCCUGGAGCUCCAGGAGAGCAGGACUGUGCAGGUGGGCAGGAUCCCUCUUGGGCAGGGGGUACCUGGGUGACACAGCACACUAGCGUCUUCACAACCCUAUUCUCCGGCUUGGUCUGCAGGGAAGGUGAUGAGGGCACAAGGACAUUGAUGCAGCAUUUUAAAAAACAUUUGAAGAUGACAUGUGACAAGCCUGGGGUUUUUGAUUAUACAGGUCACACUUAGAGUGUAAAAGUUUGGAAAUAAUCCUGGAUGCCAACAGGUUUACAACUGGAAGAGCUUCCAGAUUUGGGCAGUCUUUAGGCUUUGUUGUGCUGGAGGCUGCAGGUCUAGUCCUAACGGUACCCAAAUGCCACCACUGGUGGGGCAUUCUUUGCACAGCUCAUUGCAGAGCUGGGUGCCCAGCACAGCCCCCUCCAAAGUCAAUAGAGCUCAGGGACUGUCUCGUUUCACUAUAAUUUAGUAAGUAUUUUUGGCCAUUCUCCAAGACUCCCUAACUUUUUUAGGGGAUGGACCACUCUUGUCUGACAUCUUGUAUAAAGACUAUUUAUUUAAGUAAACCCAUCUUAUAUUUGU
Molecule: messenger RNA, 3354 nt
Organism: Prinia subflava (tawny-flanked prinia)
Lineage: Eukaryota; Metazoa; Chordata; Aves; Passeriformes; Cisticolidae
Product: CD40 ligand-like
Exons: 6
Coding region: 957-1781 (274 amino acids)
Biological process (GO): immune response
Cellular component (GO): membrane
Molecular function (GO): CD40 receptor binding; tumor necrosis factor receptor binding
Source: RefSeq, a predicted model, not a curated record